Messenger RNA from Dermacentor andersoni, 820 nucleotides. The record is from RefSeq and is a predicted model, not a curated record. NCBI's taxonomy places the organism in Eukaryota, Metazoa, Arthropoda, Arachnida, Ixodida, Ixodidae.
AUGGAGGCAUUGCGCAACCUGAAGACGUUGGCGAGAGGCGGCACCCCGGCCUCUUACGUGGACUCCGUCGGCGCUCGAGGCCACUACGUCAGAGCCGUGGUGGCGGCCUGCUUCUGUUCGUGCGCUGCCGGCACCGCGCUGGGCUUCGCCUCGGCGGCCAUGCCUUCCAUCGAAGACGAGCCCUGGUACCAUUUAGAGAAGGUGCCGCCCCAGAACAGAUGGGUCGUCGACAUUCUCUCGUUCGGUGCCGCCAUCGGGGCCAUGCUGUCGGGGUUACCGUUGUGGGUGCUGGGCAGCCGGAGGACGCUUCUUCUGUGCGUUCUGGUAGCGGCUGUCUCGUGGGUCGUGCUUGCCACGUCUUUCGAUACCGUCACGCUCCUGGCAGCCAGGGCUGCGUGUGGCCUAUGGUUGGGCGUCACCAACAUCGGCGUCAGCCUGUACGUGGCCGAGGUGGCGCCAACGGAAAAGAGGACCUUCUACGUGGGUCUCGCCGAGGUCGCUACGAGCAUUGGUAUUAUGGCGAGCUACACCUUGAGCCGUCUCUCGUGGCGGCUGCAAGCGACCAUCUGGACCCUGGUGCAAUUGCCACCACUUCUGGGCUCGCGGCGGUACCUGGUCGAGAGUCCACGCUGGCUCCUGCUCUGGGGACGUUCGGACGAGGCAGGCGUGGCCGCAGGCCGGCUCUACGGAUUGUACAUACCUCCAGAGCUGAGGCCGGGACGCCUUCAAGAUCCCGACGCCAAACCACCGAGUUCAUGCAGAGUGCAUAUCAGGCUGGUAUCAGUGGGCGCCAUUGCGUAUUCGUUCCAUGAAUACUGAC